ACUUUGGACUCCAAGGACACUUAGGAACUCCGCAAUCCAUAGGGGAGAGAAAGACUGACUCCGGCAAUGGUAGCGUGCUUGGUCUGCGCUCCUCGCUAAGGAAAGGGAGGAGCGGAGGAGCUGCUGGGAGAUAUUGGGAGCACGCUAGAUGCGUGCGGUGAGACUGGCAUUUUGCUCCUCUGCUGGCACAUCUUCGAUAAUCUUCCCUCUCUCUUCUUCCCUCCCUCUUCUUCCCUCCCUCCCUCUUCUUUUCCCUCCCUCUCCUUCCCUCCCUCUCCUUUGCUCCCGAUUCUUUUCCCUCCCAUCUCCUUCCCUCCCUCUUCCUUGCACCCUGCCUGCGGGAAAAUGGCUGCAAAGACGCUCGCGCCCUCGUUUUUCAGGGGGCUGCAGGAUGAACUCAAGACAUCAGACGAAGUCCACAAGGGCGGAGAUCGAGAGAUGCGACAUACUGUAGGGGUCGGUUCGCAUAAUUGCCCUGCACCCAAUUCGUAUAAGGCCACAACCCAGGUCUGGUCAGUCCUCAUCAGGGGCAUCAUCGGCCUACCAAUUGGUGCAUUGGUCAUUGGUGUCACAGCCAUUCUAUUUGGGGCUCCGGUGUCCAUCGACUCUCUGUGGAAGACAGCCACCUGGAGUAUCUUCAUGUUGACGCUCAUAGCCUUUGGGAGCGGUGGAGAUUUUGCUGUGUAUUCCUGCUCAUGGUGCUGCAAUCGGGGCAUGGAUUGGAGCAUGGCCAAUGCCCUUAGACUGGGCCCAACCUUGGCAGGAAUGGCCAAUUUGCUGCACAUACGGCUCAGUUGCGGGUUAUCUGGUUGGACUGCUGCUUUCGUUAGGUUUCCUGAGCAGUUCUGGCACCUGAAGAGGCUGUGAUUCAAACGACGUGAAUUCGACAGGCGUUGUCCGCGAUUCAGCAGCUGGCAUGGCCGUUCAUUUUAGUUUCCCCCCUUUGUUUGUUCAAUCUGCUAUUCAUUUUAUGAAAUUUAUUCAUUUUUUUUUCAGUUUAUGCAGCCCCUAUUCAUGAACUGAAAUGAUAGAAGCAGCAAGCCCAAAUUUUGUUUGAACUUUGAAAGCUCAAUGGUUGCGAGCAGUUGGUUGUGAUGAGGAGGGUAAUUACUAAUUAGUAAUUAUAGUAGCAAAACUAUAGA
This is a messenger RNA of Chara braunii, 1142 nucleotides long. Lineage: Eukaryota; Viridiplantae; Streptophyta; Charophyceae; Charales; Characeae. The record is from the annotation of a GenBank genome assembly.